Molecule: messenger RNA, 2860 nt
Organism: Etheostoma spectabile (orangethroat darter)
Lineage: Eukaryota; Metazoa; Chordata; Actinopteri; Perciformes; Percidae
Gene: rufy2
Product: RUN and FYVE domain containing 2
Cellular component (GO): cytoplasm
Molecular function (GO): metal ion binding
Source: RefSeq, a predicted model, not a curated record
GCCACGUCUACAACGCAAGCAGCAACUGAAAUCAUUACGUAGCCUUUUGUGUGUCUUGUGAGCCUGUUGACACCGCCCCUCCGGAGGGUGCAGCGGGACUAUCAGAAGCCAACUGUCGGUUAGGUCUGCUGGCUGUAAACAAAAAUCUACAACACCACGAUGUACGGAAUAGACUUGUAUCCCAAGCAGCAGCUGUCCGCGCUGUCGCCGUCGUUGCCAUCGUUCACCAUGUAGACCGACGCCUACAGUUUACAGUCCGGCGGUAACGUUACGACGGUUGAUUGUUAAUUCUAGCCAGACUUGUCAUUGAUUUGGCCGCUGGUAUCACAUGUAUUUUUAUGCUACGGUUGUCAUAAUGGUCGCCGAGUGAAUUGUACAUCAGAGCCAGUUUGCUAACGGUUAGCAAACCGUAUGAAUUUGGCUGUUUUAGUGCCGAGCAGCACCAGCUAAAAUAAUUUCAGAGGUACGUGAACAUGACAUCGCCCGCAGAGCACGACCUGACUCUGUCUGAAGCUGACAGCAGCAAAGAGAAAGUUCAGGUGUUUGGGAUUUUAAGGCUGCAGGAGGAGAAAUCUGGUGUUGGGGAUAAAGCUAACAGUAGCAGCACGAUGAGAGGAGGAGCCGGUGGUGGAGGAGACGGGCGAUGGCAGGCUCCUAUCUUCGCGCUGGCCAGGAAAGCAUCCGAGACCAUUUCAGGAAGCAUUCACGUCCUGCCCAAAGUGUCGGAGCACAGGACGUCUCUGCCCGGGGACUGGACAGUGCAAGCUGUGCGAGACCCCAUGGCCAUGGAGCGAGCCAACCUGCUGAACAUGGCCAAGCUGAGUAUUAAAGGGCUGAUCGAGUCAGCUCUGAGCUUCGGACGAACUCUGGACUCUGACUACCCACCCCUUCAGCAGUUCUUUGUUGUCAUGGAGCACUGCCUUAAACAUGGCCUCAGAGUGAAGAAGUCUUUUCUGGGCUUUAACAAGUCUCUGUGGGGUCCUCUGGAGCUGGUGGAGAAACUGUGUCCUGAAGCAGCAGAGAUCUCCGCCUCUGUACGAGACCUGCCUGGACUUAAGACUCCAUUAGGCAGGGCCAGAGCUUGGUUGCGUCUGGCCCUCAUGCAGAAACGGCUGGCCGACUACCUAAGACUCCUCAUCACCAGAAAAGACCUGCUCAGUGAUUUCUAUGAGAAUUCAGCCCUGAUGCUGGAGGAGGAGGGAGCCGUGAUAGUGGGCCUGCUGGUGGGCCUGAACGUCAUCGAUGCUAACCUGUGUGUCAAAGGGGAGGACCUGGACUCUCAGGUUGGGGUGAUCGACUUCUCCAUGUACUUGAAGAAUGACAUUGAUGAUUACAGGAGUGAAGAAAGGAAUAGCCAGAUAGCAUCCAUCUUGGAUCAGAAGAACUACGUAGAGGAACUGAACCGACAACUCAACUCCACAGUUCAUGGUCUUCAGGGCAGAGUGGACUCUCUAGAAAAGUCCAACUCUAAACUCAUAGAAGAGUUAGCCAUAGCCAAGAACAACAUCAUCAAACUACAGGAAGAAAAUCAGCAGCUGAGGAGUGAAAACAGCCUUAUUCUGAUGAAGACACAACAACAUUUAGAGGUAACCCAAGGCGAUGCGUCAGUGGAGAGAGAUACAUACAAACAGUCACGUCAGGGUUUGGACGAGAUGUACAGCGAGGCCCAAAGGCAACUGAAGGAAGAGUGUCAACUCAGACAGGAUGUGGAAACUGAGCUGUUAGUCCAGGUGUCGAUGAAACAGGAAAUGGAGAUGGCCAUGAAACUUCUGGAAAAAGAUAUUCAUGAAAAACAGGACACACUGAUCGGACUGAGACAUCAACUGGAUGAAGUCAAAGUUAUCAAUGUAGAGAUGUACCAGAAGAUGCAGUCAUCUGAUGAGGAGAUGAAGAAGAAGAACGAUGUUAUAACUCGUCUGGAGGAGAAGACCAAUCAGAUCACUGCCACCAUGAAGCAGCUGGAGCAAAGAUUACAGGAGGCAGAGAGGCACCGCACCUCAGCCGAAGAGGGAACCAGACGCUUCAAGUUGGACUUUGCCAACAAGGCCGACAGCCUGCAGCGGCAGAUCGAACACAGAGAAAAGCAACUCCAGCAGCUGGAGAUGGACCUGAAGAUAGAGAGGGAGUGGAGGCAGACGCUACAAAAUGAUCUAGACAGAGAGAGGGACACGGUGGCUCAGCUCAGCACAGAGGCACUGCAGAUCAAUGGACUAAAGAAGGAGUUCCAUCGUCUCCAGGAUGAAAACAUUCAGCUGAAGACAAUCUGUGAAGACCAAGAACAAGCUCUUGAGGAACUAGGCUCCAAACUGAGCGAAUCCAAACUCAAGAUUGAGGACAUCAAAGAAGCCAACAAAGCUCUUCAGGGGGGUCAGGUUUGGUUGAAGGACAAAGAAGCCAGCCACUGCAAGCUGUGUGAGAAAGAGUUCUCCAUCUCAAGACGAAAGCACCACUGUAGGAACUGUGGGGAGAUUUUCUGUAACAGCUGCUCUGACAAUGAGCUCCCUCUGCCCGCCUCACCAAAACCAGUCCGAGUCUGUGACACCUGCCACGCCCUCCUCCUCCAGCGAUGCUCCUCCAAUCCAACGUGAAGGAGCCCCACGCUGCUGUCUUGACUGCUUCAAACAAUCAGAGAUCCGAAUCAGCACCCUCCGGUCCUCUGUAAGAACCAUCUCCCAACUUCUCUUAACACACAGCUUGCUGUUAGCAAUGGACUGUGUGCAAAAGCAUUUAGAACAUUUCAUUUGACCUCAUUUACAGGUUGAAAUGGACAUUCAUAGAUAAAAUGAGGGGCUUCUGCAUCAUUGUAACCCGUCUUUGUUUGACGUCACUACUUUCUUUGCAGAUGAGUUGCAGUACACAU